Galdieria sulphuraria is the source of this 2774-nucleotide messenger RNA. Its product is annotated as CCAAT-box-binding transcription factor. The transcript is spliced from 17 exons. Bases 5 to 2164 code for a protein of 719 amino acids. The record is from RefSeq and is a predicted model, not a curated record. Gene Ontology annotation, cellular component: nucleus. NCBI's taxonomy places the organism in Eukaryota, Rhodophyta, Bangiophyceae, Galdieriales, Galdieriaceae.
UUGAAUGAUGAGUACUUGGAAGCGGAUUCCUGGACGUCUUGUUAUUGAAAAAGAGAUAGAGGACCCUCGAUGGUACAUCAACACACCUAGUUACGAAGGAAACCCCACAGAUGCUUGGAAACAGUUGGAUUUGAAAAAAGCCGCCAAAGAAUUGUUAGAAGACGCUGUCGUAAAAUACCAUAAGAAAUCUCGGUUUCAAAGGAGCGGGCUUCCUAAGGAGUUUUUGGAAUCUGCGCAAAGGUCAGGAACUUUAAGAGACCAAAUUGGAGCUCUAGUAACGAUAGUAGAAGAAGCGCCACUUUACAAGUUAAAAGGGUUGACCAGCUUAAUAGACCAACUUGAAAAGAAGUCUAAACGUGUGAUGUUAUUGAUAUUCCCAGCUUUGAAAGAUUUGUUCAUAAACAUACUAUUACCGGACAGAUAUCUCGUUCACUUUUCGCAACGAAAUUUUCACUUUGAUACGCUUACAAAACGGCAUCUUAUUUUUGCUAUAUUUGAAUCUCAUUUAAAAGAACUCUAUCAACGUUACUUGUUGUGUUUGGAAGAACUGUCACAGGAUCCUUUGGAAUACCCACGAAAUAUGGCAUUAAAGCUUGCAAGGGAGCUGAUUGAAAGAAAACCAGAAGGAGAGCGUUUUCUUCUUGCUUUGAUAAUCAACAAAAUGGGUGAUCCUAGUAAAAAUAUUGCUUCCAAAAGUGGUUAUUUUUUGCAUCAGAUAUUGUUUCGACAUCCACAUAUGAAGAGUUUUAUCGCAAGGGAAGUUAUGCAAUUUUGUGUUCGACCCAAUCUUCCACUUCGUGCCAAACAAUAUGCAUUGAACUUUUUAUCUUUACUGCAUUUCACUAGCAAAGAAGAUCCCAAUUUUCUUCAAAGCUUGUUGACAUUUUAUCUUUCGGAGUUUCAUGAGUUUGUCCGAGAAAAAUGGAAGCAGGAUAAAAGUGCAUCUACAGACAACUACAGCAAACCGAUAUCAUAUAUUUUGCAAGGUAUAAAACGAUGUAUAUUUUUUUUGGAGGAAGAAGAAUUGAAUGAUAAAUUGAAGACGGAAUUAAGCUCGAUUUUUCAAAUAGCAAAGUCUGACACUGAUAGCGAUUGGCUUGUAGCAGUGGAGCUUCUUUUUAUGUUGAGAAAGGUCGAUGUCAAAGGUUUUGAGGGCUGUGGAAAAGUUUUGUAUCAAAGAAUAUUCGAUUCGUUGCAUUUGAGUGUCCAGAAACAGGAGCGUUUCCUCAAAAUAAUUUCCGAGUCUUUGAAAUCUGACAAUGUGGUUGACCGUGUUUGUGCAAUGACUAAACGAUUAUUUCAAGCUGCCUUGGAGAGUAAUGCUUGUUUUGCUGCAGCAUGCUUGCUUUCUGUCUAUCAAGAUAAUAGUCUAUCAGAACUUAAAGGAAUAUUAUCUUCCUUUGUACGUUUUCCAGAGCAAGGAAGAGAAGACGAUUCAAAGAACAAGUCUAUAGAGUACAAUGGAUAUGUCAUGAAUCCUCUGAAAGCAAAUGCCGCUAUGUCCUGUUUCUGGGAACUUGACUUGUUAAGUCAUCAUUUUCACCCAACUGUGUCUAUUUUUGCUUCCAAAGUGCUGGAUGUAUGUGAAACACCAGCCUAUUCGGGGAAUGCUUUGAAAGACUUUUCUCUUCAUUCUUUCUUGGAAAGAUUCAGCCAACGGAAACCCAAAGCAGGAGUGGUUGAAAGUUUAAAGGGUAGCAGUAUCCUUGGUUCAUCACAAAUAUUGGAUCGGAACAAUGUGGAUGAGUUUGUCGAAGACCAAGUCACAUUGGCAACUCUUGUAUCCGAAAUGGGAGACAGAAAACUUGAUAGAGCUUCAAAGCGGAAGCGUAGAAUGAUGAAACAAGAAGAGAGAGAUGAUGAUGAUGAUGAUGAUGACCUGGAUGAAGAGUUUGAACAGGAAGUUCGGCGCAAAUUUGGAAAUUCUUUAGACAUGGAUGACAUGAGUAUUGAGGAAAUUGAUGAAGAAGAAGAAAAAGAAGAAGAAGAAGAAGAAGAUGAUGAUGUUAUUGUGAAAGAGGUGCAUUCUCUGAUGAAGGAACCUAUAGAUGACUUGUUUGAUUCUUCAUUGGAAAGAUACCCAGAAAAUAGAAAAAAUUACAAGAAACAGAAAAGACAUAGCGUAUUUGCACCAGCUGAAGAAUAUGAAGUUGAAAUCCCUUGACGAUAGAAUGUUUUCCAUUUCUCCCCAUUAUGGAAAAUGGUGGAGCAAUGAGCAGUCUUCAACGAGAAAUAACGUGUAGUUACGCCUUUGCAAAAGAACUAGUUUGCAGUCUCCAAGCUCACAAUACAAGUCUAUUUUGUCCAUACUCAGUUUCUACGUUUGAACCGUGUAAUCAACCUUGCUUUGUAAUCGGUAAACAAUCUCUGUACCCAACUUGACACUAUUCAACUGGUUCCAACUUUCAGCACAGUCUGAAUACGAAAAGAAAGAAUUCAACACUCUUUGUAUAUAUUGUCCAAUAGGUUUGAAUGCAAGGUAAGCUAACUUUAUUUCCCCUAGUUUCAAAAUAUUAGAGUAUUCUGUUCUGUAGUAGUAGUAGAAGAGUGUUGUUGGUGACGAGAGAUACCAUCACUAUUCUCCUCUUGUAUUACAUAAACCAAUGACUGCAAAUAUUUUUUACUUUUUGCAGUGUCAGUUUUCUAUAGUGAUAUGUCUAAGAGAAGUUGUUCUCUGAAAGUUCAGUUUUUAUAUGAGAAGUAGCAUUUUGUGAGAAUGUUUCCCGUAGUAGUGACGACAAGGGGAAUAGUUUAAGAAACACUUAUAGUCAAAG